AAGACUUGCCAACAAAGGGUUCAGUAUCAAAUUCAGCUUCAAAGCUAACUCAUCUAUUGCAUCUGCACUCCGUUGAUUCAAGUUUAUUUUCAAACAAAAUGAAAUUCCUGGUGAUCGUUUUCGUGGCCCUGUUUGCCUUUGCCUCGGCCCUGCCCCAGUUCGGAUUUGGUGGAUUUGGAGGUGGAUUUGGCGGACAACAGCAGCAACAAGAAGGCUUUGGAGGUUUCGGAGGAUUUGGCGGUCAGCAGCAGCAGCAGGAAAGCUUCGGAGGUGGUUUCGGAGGAUUUGGAGGUGGUUUCGAACAGCAGCAACAGCAGCAGGGAGGAUUCUUCUAAGAAUUUAAAACUUAAUUAUGAAGUGUACAAAACUAGAUA
Molecule: messenger RNA, 374 nt
Organism: Drosophila bipectinata
Lineage: Eukaryota; Metazoa; Arthropoda; Insecta; Diptera; Drosophilidae
Product: neuropeptide-like protein 30
Source: RefSeq, a predicted model, not a curated record